GAUCUAAAGUCACCUAAUGCUCAUUACAUAUGGAUUACAGGGAUCCAUAACAUUAUGACCUUUACCCUAUCCCUAUGACGACCUGAUCAAUACACGCACACACACACAUCCUUAUAAAUGAGACAACAGGCUGCUAGAGGAGGUCGCUGACACUGUCAGUGACUCAACAGAUUUGAGCCAUGAACUCUGACAAAGUGUGAAUAUCUGUUGUUGUAUGUGUGACCAGAUUGUGAGGACGAGAUGUUGAUGACGCUCAACUCAACUUCCGGCCCUCUGGACCUGCUGAUGAGUAAUACCAGCUCUGCACUGACAGGGGGCGCUGUGGCAGUGCCUAAAGACAGCUUCUCUAAUGCUCUCACCAAGAACAUAGUGGCCAUGCUGGUGUGGCUGGCCCUCAGUGUCAUCAACGGCAGCAUGGUGCACACCUUCCUGCAGCACAGACGCUUCUAUGAGAACCCCCGGUACAUCAUGUUCAUCUGCAUGGUGAUCAACGACGCUCUGCAGCUCAGCCUCGUAACAGCUCUCUACGUGGUCAGCUACAUCUUCAGGAAGAUCCACGCCUCUGUCUGCUGCUUUCUGAUCAUGACAGCGGUCCUCACCACCCGCUCUACGCCUCUCAUCCUGGCCGGCAUGGCCGUGGAGCGCUACAUCUCCAUCUGCUUCCCCUUGCACUACAGCCAGAUGUGCACCGUCCCUCGCACCCUCCUCCUCAUCGGUGUCAUCCUCAUCCUCACCGCCACACCGCCCGUCUCCGACCUCCUCAUCACCAUCGUCAACGAGCCUCUGAGUUUUUUCCACACCACCAUUUUUUGCGACCACCCACUUCUCUUUCGCCACCGGUCCAUCUACUACAAGAACUGUGUGUUUGACGGGGUCUACCUGUCCUUCGUGGCUCUGACGCUGCUCUACACUUACUGCAAGAUCAUGCUGACAGCACAAGCUGUCUCUACGGGCCUGGCCUCCGUGAAGAGAGCGAGGAACACUGUGCUGCUUCAUGGGGUGCAGCUGCUGCUGUGCAUGCUAGCCUUUGUGGUUCCCUCCCUUCAGGCUGCUCUCAUCUCCCUCUUCCCCCGCUUCAGUCUGGAGAUUCGUUACAUCUUCUUCCUGGUCGUCUACAUCAUCCCCCGUUUCAUGAGCCCUGUGAUCUACGGUUUCCGGGACGAGCAGUUCAGGAAGUACUGGACCCAGUACCUGGCUUGUAAGAGCCAAAGAACUGCCAGGGUCAGACCGGUUAUACUGAAAGUGAACCUGGAGGUGAAAUAACCAAAAUCAGAAAUCAGUUCCUCAAACCGCCACUUGAGACUGGCUCCAAAAGUGUGUCAAUCUCCAUAAGGCCCCAUAUUUAACUUUACAGCAGACGUAAACACACUUACAGCCUGGCAGAAAAUAUGCCCUGGGUUUCUAUAUGUGGGGUGAACCUUUAUAUAAUCAUCAUUUAAAUUAUAUUAAGUUUAAUUAUAAUAAAGUUAUAGUAAUUAAGAGCAUGGCUGUAUUGGGUGACAGGUGGGUUCUGUUUUCAGUAACCAGCCUUCAUUCAGCCUCAGCUCCACAUAAACACCACGUCUUUUCCCACUUUUGGAUUAGUCGGGUGCUGGUCGAGUCCAGACCGCCAAGAUGGCGAAGGCCAGAGUCGACCUCACUGAGCUUCACAGCGACUCUGACCAUUUUUAAUUAUACAGUCUAUGUGAAUGUACAAUUUAUUAUUCUCAUUAAAGAUAUAAACAUCUUUUUAAACAUGUAUCAUAAUUCAUACACUAUUGUAUAUGCAUGCUGUGCAUAUUGUAUAUACCGUCAUACACCAACCUCACGUAUAUAAAAAAACCUACUAUAAAUGAUUGAUUGCAGCAUCCUUUGCACUAUACUGUCAUACUGUCUACAAAUUAUAUGUUUGUUGUUUACCUGGCUAAUAAAAGUGACUCUGAUUCUGA
Molecule: messenger RNA, 1928 nt
Organism: Dicentrarchus labrax (European seabass)
Lineage: Eukaryota; Metazoa; Chordata; Actinopteri; Moronidae
Product: odorant receptor 131-2-like
Exons: 6
Coding region: 241-1263 (340 amino acids)
Biological process (GO): G protein-coupled receptor signaling pathway
Cellular component (GO): membrane
Molecular function (GO): G protein-coupled receptor activity
Source: RefSeq, a predicted model, not a curated record